This is a messenger RNA of Triticum aestivum (bread wheat), 3231 nucleotides long. RefSeq lists its product as uncharacterized. The record is from RefSeq and is a predicted model, not a curated record. The transcript is spliced from 3 exons. Gene Ontology annotation, molecular function: nucleic acid binding; zinc ion binding. NCBI's taxonomy places the organism in Eukaryota, Viridiplantae, Streptophyta, Magnoliopsida, Poales, Poaceae. Bases 462 to 2099 code for a protein of 545 amino acids.
CCUUACUGCUCCUCGAUCCCUCAUCCCCACUCGUUGCUGCUUCUAGUAUUUCCCAACAAAAGUUCCGAACCGAAACGCAAGGCGGCACUCCGGUUGUUGACCCCGCCCCCGCCGUCGCCGCCGCCGGGUCUCCCUUCUCCUGCUCACAGCUGCUGACGCCCCAUCAGAGCACUGGCAGCAACCGCAUCAUGGAAGGGUCGAGGGAAGACGAUCCGAUAUGCGUCAGUGACAGCGAAGAAACAGUUCAAAUGGAAACCAAUGGGUUAUCUCUCAAGACUCAGGAAAUCGAGUCAAAAAGAAAGUGGGAGACAGCCGCAGACCUCAGCAGCCGCUUUUGCAGUAACCAACAUGAAAGUCCAUGGGAAGGUGGUACAGCGAAGCACAUCGCAUGCCAUUAGUCUGGGCACCAAGGUCACUCUUCGCAAGAGUGGCCUCGAUGGAAUGAUGGUUCGCUCACUACCAUGCUAGGGGAAGUACUGACCCCCGACAAGUCUAGUCCAAUAUUCAGAGCAUGUAAAACAAAAAACUCAGGGAAGAGAUUCAAGAGAAGGAUAUGCUUUACAUGCCGUGAAGAAGGUCACUAUGACCAUCAGUGUCCUCAAAAGUUAAGAGCUAUAUCUGCCAACCUGUCAAAAGUAGUAGAAGAGUGGCCUCUAUGGAAUGAUGGUUCACUCACUACCUCACUAGGGAGGCAAAGCAGUAACCAACAUAAGAGUCCAUGGGAAGGCCGCACAACGGAGCACAUCGCAUGCCAUUCCUCUGGGUACCAAGGCCAAUAUUCGCAAGAUUGGCUUCUAUGGAAUUAUGGUUUGCUCACUACCUUGCUAGGGUGGCAAAAAGAUUUCCGCUUUUGCAGUAACCAACAUGAAAGUCCACGGGAAGGCGGCAAAACAGAGCACAUCGCAUGCCAUUCCUCUGGGUACCAAGGCCACUAUUCUCAAGAGUGGCCUCCACGGAAUUAUGGUUCGCUCACUACCUCACUAGGGAGGCAAAAAGAUUUCCACUUUUGCAGUAGUCAACGUGAAGGUCCAUGGGAAGGCGGUAGAACAGAGCAUCAGGACAAAAUGAAUGGGAUAAUCACUUGUUUGGUUUGUGGCAAGGAAGGACAUUACAGUUGUGACUGCCCUUUCAAGGAUCAGGAGCACAAAGUCUUUUGCACACUCUGUAGCAAAAAUGGCCACUGUAGCAUGUGGUGUUGCCAGCAGAACAAGUCGGAGAGUCGCGCUUGCACCCGCUGUGGAGAGAUAGGGCAUACUGCUAGUACACAUGGUCUCGGUUGCUCAAGCUGUGACGAAUAUCAUCUGGAUGGAGAGUGCCGACUGAGCGAAGUUAAAUGCUUUGUUUGUGAAUGUCAGGAUCAUUAUCUUGCUCAGUGCCCCUUGAAUUUCCAAGGUGCUCUGCGGCUUGCACUAUCAAAACGAGGCAGCACAUCAUCUACACCUGCCAAGUGUUCCGCAAAAUCAGAAGAAAAAGUACUUAGAGCCGAUGGGUCUAGUCCAAUUUGCUUUACGUGCCGUGAAGAAGGUCACUUUGCCUUUCAGUGUCCUCAGAACAGCCCCAGCGUGUCCGAAGAAUUUGAAGAGAGCAGCACUAUAGCUACAGCCACCAACUUGUCCAAAGAAUUAGAAGGCCAGGACCCUGGUACUGCCAAACAAUCAUCAGAAACGAAGCCGAUAUUGUACGAUCAGUGUUGCCCCUCAAAAGCAAAAGUACUGACCUCCAACAAGUCUAGUCCAAUGGUUAGAACAUGUAAAACAAAAACAGAAGGGGAGAAAAGGAUGUGCUCUACAUGCCGUGAAGAAGGUCACUAUGCCCGUAUGUGUCCGCAGAAGUUCGGAGCUAUAUCUGGCAACACGUCAAAAGAAUUAGAAGAGAGCAGCACUAUAGCUACAUCCUCCAACAUGUCCAAAGUAUUGGAAGAACAGGACCCUGGUACUGCUAAACAUUCAUCAGAUAUGAAGUGGGUUCUUCGAUGUGUUAGCUGUGGUCAAGAAGGGCACAAGGCCAGGAGCUGUCCAACACGAGUGUUUGUAUGCUCCUUAUGCAAUGAAGAAGGCCACAAAGCCAAGAAAUGCCCUCAGAAGCGCCAGAAGCGUUAAGACUGCCGCACCAAAAGCUAUCGGUUAAGCAAACAGUGAUACACACUAUACUGUCAUUAAAUUUUCAAUCACGCCAAGAAGCAGCUGGGAAAGAGAUGUUGACACUAAGAUACAACCAAGGAAGCUUGGUAAGAUACUCUCUGAGCUGAGCCAGACCUCCACCUUUGACCAAGACAUAGUGUUCCCUGUUUCGCUGUCAAAUCCUCGCCUCGAGUGUCUACCUCAGGGCUAGGAAGGGACCACCUGACUCAGCCUCCUUCCCUCUGUGCAGCACCAUCGCCGAGUCGCUGGUCGAUGGAAAGCAGGGACGAGUUGUCGCUGGAGGUCGCACAGGGGAGCCAAGGUUGGCUAGAGCAGACGCUCCUGGGCAACAGCCGGCAGAGCGUCGAUGACUGUCGCAACGAGCGGCAUUGAAGGCAAUGUCGGAGGUCCUCACUAAUGGUGUUGAGGCUCGGUCUCGGGUCUUUGUCCAUGAUAAUAGGUAUCCUCCCCCUUCCAGAGGACUCGUCCACCCUGGCGAUGUGCGUGUGCGGUAUCCUUUGUUUGAUUGUCGUUCCCGUUGCAGGCAUGCUAUACUCGAUGAACCUUUGGACUGCUAUGGAGGUGCAGGCCAUCCAUGGUGCCAUAUCGAUUCUGCAUGGCGUGCCGCGUGUGGGUCGGUUUCUUGAAAUUCCUAAUUGGCAGCCGAUUGUUCUGAGAUAGCACCAGUGCAUCUAGCUUUGGAGUUGUAAACUGUCCUGAGCUCAAUGGUUGAACUGGAUGUUUGACAAACUGUGAUGAAUAAUGUUCUUGCUAGCUGCACUGGAUGCUUGACAAGUUGUACAUAAUAUUUUUUUUCUAGCUUCAGACACUUCAAAUAAAGUUCUGUAGCAAUAUUUUUUUCUAGCUUCAGACACUUCAAAUCGGCACUGGAAGAUUGUAGCAAUAGACUCCAAAUAUAAAUAUAGCUUCUUUUUUCUACAGACAACAAUAAGGGCCUGUUCUAGAAUUCUCCUAGCUCCACCGAAUCCACGAUUUCAGCUUCUGGAGCGAGCUCCUCACUUCACCCAGCGAUCAAAAAACGUUCUGGAGAGACGCUGGCUUCUCCCUUCGCUGCAGCCUAGUUGGGAGGCAAAAAGCCCGUUAGGCUCCC